Molecule: messenger RNA, 1784 nt
Organism: Suillus subaureus
Lineage: Eukaryota; Fungi; Basidiomycota; Agaricomycetes; Boletales; Suillaceae
Exons: 8
Coding region: 71-1333 (420 amino acids)
Source: RefSeq, a predicted model, not a curated record
AGUUGGUUUGUAGUCUCUUGUAGUUGGCUAAGACAAGUCCGCCAACUUCGUCAUCUUCUUUUCAAACACCAUGGUCGAAUUGAACGCAGAACAAGAAAAAGACCUCGACGAGCUUGAAGACGAUUAUCAGUCAGACGACGACGACCCUAAUGUGUUCAAAGUCAGAGAUGCAUUAACACCGCCGUCCGCGAUGAGCUACUCUGCGCAAGAGUUACAGAAAUACAUACACGAAGGCUUUAUUGACCUCAACCCCAUUUAUCAACGAGACGUCGUUUGGCCAGAGACCAAGCAAAUUGGUCUCAUCGACUCUAUCUUUCGAAACUUCUACAUCCCCCCCGUGAUAUUUGCCGUGACAAAAGAUGAUGAUGGGGAGCCUGUUCGUAUUUGCGUGGAUGGAAAACAAAGGCUCACGUCAAUACAAAAGUUUCUUGACGGCCUGAUACCUCAUCGAGACGUGCACACAAAGAAGAGCUAUUGGUUCGUUCGUUCCAGUAAGCAGAAGACUACGCGCUUAGAAAUACCAGAAGAGUGGAAACGACGGUUUGCAGAAACCAGAAUUACAUGCGUCGAAUAUCAUAACUUGACACCCGAAAUCGAGCGCGAAAUCUUCCAGCGGGUGCAGCUCGGUGUACAAUUGACUGCUGCAGAGAAACUUCAAGCAAUUUCGUCUCCAUGGGCUGAUUGGAUCGCAGACCUCGAGCUGCGUCAUGUGAAUGUAGACAAUAGGGGACUGGCCAGUGUCCUCGAGUGGGACACUACACGUGGAAGAGACUUCCAGUGCAUUGCGCAACUAAUCUAUUGCUGUGAUGGCCUCUCAGAGCAUCCGCUUCCCACAGCCCAGAAACUAGAAAAAUGGCUGAAGCGGGUGGAUAACCCACCAACGUUGCUCAUGACACAGAUCAAUAAUGUACUGUCGGAUUUUUGGCACAUCGCGAGAACAUCUGAACUCAACGCCGCUUUCACCGAAGUUGACAAGCGCGUUGCGCCUGUUGAAUUUGUCUUCGUUGGCGUCAUCCUUUUCGUUCUUCGGGAUCAUACGAUUGAAGAAAAGGCGAAUGCCAUCCUACAUAUGCGUUUACGGAUACGAGAACAAUUCCGCGACGUUCGGAACAAUGGCGUUGUGGGAAGGGCGUUGUGGAAUUACGUUGAUAGUAUCACUGGUCAGUCUGGCUUGAGAGUGUUGGACGCGAGUGCUCCAAUGCUGGCGAGUGCGUCCACAUCUACGGGCGCGAAGCGGAAGAGGAAAGGUUCGGAUGCCGAUGAUGACUAUCAUCCCUCGCCAAUCAGGAGUCUAGGCUCGAAGGUUAAAACGCGCGCAUCAGGUAGGAAGUGAUUGUCUCAUGGUGUUAUGACUUCUACGAGAGAUAUUUGGGCUGCACAGAGGCUUGCAAUAAAUACUAUAGUCGCGCAUAUGUCUCCCAUAUGUGGAUAUGCUAUUGUAAAUUUCAGUUGUUGUAACUUACUCUCGCAGUGUACCAUACCCCCUCAGUAUCAGUCAGAGCUCUGGCAUGUUUGAGGAGUAGUUUAUCUCUUUCCUUGGAGUUAACGGCAAUGUCAAGUAAGAAAUGCUCGAUCUCCUCAUGUUUCCAUCGUUGGCGAGUCAGAAAUAGCUCAACGAAUCUUGCGGCUGGGUCGACCGGCAAUGCGGAAGAUGGGAAAUACGUCAAUAUCGCUUCCCCCCCGUUCGAAGAUAGAUUUUGAAGGUAGUCUCCCUACAGAUCAUGUCAUUGUAGUUCAGCCAAGAUUUGGAAGAGUAACGCACCGAAAGAAGGGAUAGCUUCACA